Molecule: messenger RNA, 854 nt
Organism: Rhodofomes roseus
Lineage: Eukaryota; Fungi; Basidiomycota; Agaricomycetes; Polyporales; Fomitopsidaceae
Exons: 3
Coding region: 103-627 (174 amino acids)
Source: RefSeq, a predicted model, not a curated record
GUUACAUAACAUCCGCCGUCACAUAGUCCGAGUCCAACAGUGCCGUCGUUGCUUUCAACAAUUCCUUGCAGCUCUACUGUGUGCCAUAUCAAGCAGCCAGUAAUGUCGGAAAUAAGACCUGCGCCAUCCGUAGAAGGAAUCUCGCACUCCUCGCACACUGGUAGUGGAAACCCUGCCAACGCCACCAAGAUAUCGCAGGAGGCCCAUUCAUCUUCGGAAAGCCGGCACAGCUCAAGUCCGAGCAUCGGCACACCAAGGGAGCAGACCCAUGGCAAACGCAUCCAGUGGGAUUUCUGGAUCAUGUUCUUCACUGCAAUUGGGACCUUUCUCGUAAUUAUCGUGCUCCUCAUCCGGGUUGAAUACGAGAAAGCUAUCAGCGACCGAUUCCGACCGAUUUGCUCGUCGGAGGAUCGCAUUUGCCACGGCGACAGUGCAUCCCCGGGUACUGGGGACGAUCUGCGCUGGCACGACGCAUUGCAGCAGUGUGAGGCAGAGGCGGGGCGGUGGAAGGCGGUGGCGGAGGAAUAUCGAGGCUUGAUCACAGCACUGGGCGUUGUGGCAGGCGGGCAAGAGGGAGAACCCGAUCGCGCUGGGCUGACGGAGGGGAGGCUGCGUGACGAGAUGUAGGACUCGGUGGGGCAUGGGCAGUGUACAUGGCAGAUUCUCCACAUCAGGUUCGGGAAUGAUAUACAGGCCCUGGCUGUGAGGAGUAAAAAUCACAUCGGAACCGAUCAACGGAUGCUAGCGGUGUAUGACCUGGUCUACACAAUCGUCAGGUUGGUUAGAAUCAAUGAAAGUUCCUCGAGGCCCGUCCCCUCCGGACUCUGUUCUAACACCAGUGGUAUGUGUAUACA